This is a messenger RNA of Malus domestica (apple), 1247 nucleotides long. Lineage: Eukaryota; Viridiplantae; Streptophyta; Magnoliopsida; Rosales; Rosaceae. The record is from RefSeq and is a predicted model, not a curated record.
AUGACAGUGAGGUUGACGAAGGCACAAGAGAGGGAGGCAUGUGUGGAGUCAGUCAUGCCAUCACCAUCUCAGACAACUGAGGAUUCAUGGAGGUCCUCGAGAUCCAUUGAGAACGACACGAUCUGGGUUUCCAAGUCUAAUGAGAUUCUUCUGGAUCUUUGGAAACCAGUUGUCAGGUACGAGUUUUCUUAUCUCGUGACGACUUCAGCUAGUUUAGCAAUUAACAAUGGGAAUCUUGAACUUGUAGAUGGGAAAGAGAAAUCCACAUGGUCAAUUAAUAUUCCGGAGUCAUCAAAUAGUUCAGCUGCAGUUCUUUUAGACACUGGAAACUUCGUUGUUGCAGAUGAUAAAGGACAUCACUUAUGGGAGAGCUUUGAUUGUCCUGGUGGCACACUUCUACCAGAAAUGGCGCUGGGAUUUGAUAGUGAAUCAGGAAAGCGGAAUGUCUUGACUGCCUGGAAAAGCUUGAAUGAUCCAUCAAGAGGGUUAUUCUUGGUUGAAUUGGCACAAGAGAUCCCAGCUCAGGGAUUCAUUUGGAUUAACGGAUCAACUCCCUACUGGAGAAACGGUCCAUGGGAACUCUUGGCUUUAUGUCUUCGAAGUAUGCCAUGGACGGGAUAUUUUCUGAAAAAUCCGAUGUCUAUGGCUUGGUCUUGCUAUUGGAGAUUGUCGGCAGAAAGAAACCAGCUCCUUUUACAAGGAACAAAAGCUAGGUUUCCUAGCUUAUGCAAGGGAUUGGACUUUGUAGAUGAAGUAUUGGCAGAUUCAUAUUCGGCAUCAGAAGUGACAAGAUGCAUGGAUAUCGGGCUUCUUUGCGUGCAAAACAAUGCUGCAGAUAGGCCAACCAUUGCAGAUGUGGUUUUCAUGGUAAGGAGCGAGACAGAUCGUGUGCAACCUAAGCAGCCUACAUUCACCUUCCAAAACUCUCUGUCUGAUAUAACCAUGUUUGGUCUGCAAAUGAAGCCACUAUAUCACUUCUCGAAGGACGAUAAUAAAAGAGAACCUGCCCAGCUCGCUGAAUUGUCUAAAUAAAUAUCUUAAGAUUGUUGUAAGCGAAUGUUAGUGAAAAAUCUAGGAACAAACCAUACUUGUGGUUGGGAGAAUAUUUUUCUCACCACCCAUCGCUCAACCCUUUUUGUUUAAAGGCUUUUUAGUCAAAAUAGUCAUUGAGAUUUAUAUUACUCCUCACUUUGGUCCCUAAGAUUUCAAACUAAUAGAAGUGGUCGCUGAGAUUGUCCACCAGCCAU